Ictidomys tridecemlineatus (thirteen-lined ground squirrel) is the source of this 3232-nucleotide messenger RNA. RefSeq names its product lysine methyltransferase 5C (gene Kmt5c). The record is from RefSeq and is a predicted model, not a curated record. Lineage: Eukaryota; Metazoa; Chordata; Mammalia; Rodentia; Sciuridae. Gene Ontology annotation, cellular component: nucleus. Gene Ontology annotation, molecular function: protein binding; histone H4K20 methyltransferase activity.
CCUCGGAUCGCCCUCAGAUCCUCCACUUGCCCUUCCUGGACCCCCAGGCCCUGCCACUGGACCCUCAGUGCCUUCCCAGGCUUCUCCCUAGGACCCCCCAGGCAUUCCCCAGGCCCUUCCCUCGCCUCCUGGGAGCAUCCAGACUUUCCAAACCCCGUUCUUCCCCAGGCUCCACCCUAGAUUCCCAUGUCUUUGCCUGGUUUGCCCCGGGAUCCCAGGGAUCCCAGGCCUCUAAAUCUCCCCUCGCUUUCCUGGGCUUCCUCCUGGACCCCCAGGCCUGCCCCAGCACUUCCCAGAAGCCCCCCACCCCAGGCCCUCGCAGGAGCUCUUCUUCCUUCCCCCUGCCCUUCCUCCUGGCUUUAUUUUUUCUUUACCCACAUGCUGCUCCAGCCUCUGUAUUUUUCCUAGUGCGCUCCUGCAGUACCCCCUCUUCUUUUGCCCCCAGCCUUCCUGUCUUUUCCAGACCCCUCUCCCAGCUGAUGUAGCUUCUGAUGUCUCUGCUGCUCCCCCUCCUUGCCGGUCGGUCCCCAUCUACCCCUCUCCCAAGACACAGAUGGGCCUGAGGCAUCAUGGUAUGGGUACACAGCAGACCCUCCUUCAGAGUUAGGGUUUGUUUUGUUGCUUUUCUUAAUCUCUUCGUUUUCUCUCAUCCUUGCUCCUUUUCCCCCUUCUUUUGAUCUGUUCCACUUCUCUGUACUAAAUUCCUUUCCUCCUCCCCCACUUUUGUCCUCUGAGCACCCACAUCCUUGGAGAGGGCACAGGUGCUGAGACCCCGCCUGCUCUCCCUCCCCUCUUCCCCUCCUGGCUGCCUGGGGCUUCACCCAAAGCCUCCUAGCCUCUCCGGAGGACUGCUAGGGAGUACAUGGUGGAGACAGUGGCCCAGGGAGGGGGGAAGGUGGGUCCUGGGCAUAUUGGGAACACUGGCUUCUUCCCAAGCUCCCCUGACUCCUGCCUCCUGCCGUGCUGAGCUUUUUAGAGUUAUCCCAGACUCCAAUUAAUCAGCCUCCCUGAGCCCACAGGGACUUGUCUGCCUGCCACCCAGUGGGCUCUGCAUGUUCAGGAGGCCUGCAAGGAUGAGCAGACUGCAGGGCCCCCCAGUGUCUCAGGCAGCUUCUGAGUGGCUCAGGGCACGCCCCCCGCCUGUAGCUCCUUGGUGCCCUCUGUGGUCUGCCAGAGGCAGCAUGGUCCCUGCAGCACCAUGGGGCCCGACAGAGUGACAGCCCGAGAACUGUGUGAGAACGACGACCUGGCCACCAGCCUAGUCCUGGAUCCCUACCUCGGCUUCCGAACCCAUAAAAUGAACGUAAGCCCUGUCCCCCCCCUGCGGCGACAGCACCACCUGCGCUCAGCGCUGGAAGCUUUCCUGAGGCAGCGGGACCUGGAGGCUGCAUAUCGGGCCCUGACGCUGGGAGGCUGGAUGGCCCACUACUUCCAGAGCCGGGGCCCGCGGCAGGAGGCUGCCCUCAAGAUCCACGUCUUUCGCUACCUCCGCUCCUUCCUGCCCGAAAGCGGCUUCACCAUCCUGCCCUGCACCCGCUACUCCAUGGAGACCAACGGGGCCAAGAUUGUGUCCACCCGUGCUUGGAAGAAGAAUGAAAAGUUGGAGCUGCUGGUGGGCUGCAUUGCAGAGCUUCGGGAGGAGGACGAGGGGCUGCUGAGGGCUGGGGAGAAUGACUUCAGCAUCAUGUACUCUACCCGAAAGCGGAGCGCACAGCUGUGGCUGGGCCCUGCCGCCUUCAUCAACCAUGACUGCAAGCCCAAUUGCAAGUUUGUGCCUGCAGAUGGGAACACAGCUUGUGUGAAGGUGCUGCGGGAUAUUGAGCCGGGGGAUGAAGUGACAUGCUUCUAUGGUGAGGGCUUCUUUGGGGAGAAGAAUGAGCUCUGUGAAUGCUACACCUGUGAGAGGAAAGGUGAAGGAGCCUUUCGACUGCAGCCCAGGGAGCUGCAGCAGCCACCACAGCUCCUGGACAAGUAUGAGCUCCGGGAGACCAAGCGACGCCUGCAGCGAGGCAUGGACAGCAGCCGGCCGAACCUGCUGGGCCCGCGGGCCUGCACCCACCUUUCCCCACUGCAUUGGGACCCAUUUUGUGCUGCCUGUCAGCCCCUGCACCUGCCACCCUGCGGCCCCCGCUUGGACAUCUCACCCCUCUGGCUCCAAUGGCUGCCUAAGCCCCAGCCUCGAGUGCGCCCCCGGAAACGCCGACGCCCCCGGCCCCGUCAGGCCCCCAUGCCCCCCACUGUCCGUGCUGCCUACAUCUCCCUCCACCGAUGGGGAGGCUGUGGCCCCCACUGCCGCCUGCGGGCUGAGGCCCUGGUGACUCUGGGCCUUCCCCCUCGCACCCAUUGGGCCCCCCAGCAGGACUGGCACUGGGCCCGGCGCUACGGGCUGCCUUAUGUGGUGCGUGUGGACCUCAGCCGUCUGGCCCCUGCCCCACCAGCCUCCCCUGCCCCAGCUGAUGCCCUAAGCCCCAUCCCCAUCCCUAAGCAGGCCCUUGCCUUUGCCCCCUUCUCCCCGCCCAAGCGCCUGAGGCUGGUGGUCAAUCAUGGCUCCAUUGACCUGGAUGUCAACAGUGGAGAGCCAUGACUGAUCAGGCAGGGGGGCCCAGGCAGGGUGGGAAAGUCUUUCUCUUAGACACCCCACAGACCCAGAAGGAACCUCUUGAGGAGGAGCUGACCCUUGACUCCAGCACAGUUCUGACCCUGGGACAGGGUUGGUUAGGAUAUCCCUAGGGAUCUGAUACCUGACCCUGUAUGACUGCUGACCCCUGAGCCACCCCCACACCCAGCAGUGAGCCCUGGCCAUUUGCUGCCCUUACCCCCACUCAGGACCACAGGAGCCAUCCCCUCCCCUCAGUCCUUCCACUCCAGGGAGCAAAGCCAUAGUGGGUGGGGACCACUCUAUGGCAUCUCCCCAGAAACCCAGGCCUCAUGAGGAGGUAGAACUGACUCGGGGGUGGCCCUCCUAGAGAAUGCCCCCAUGAUGGGGAGUGGAUGUACUCCCGACUCUGCAGCUGUGAGGUAGGGGCAGGUUGGGGGCGUGGUGUCUGUGCACGUUCUCACCACCCCCACAGGUCUCAGGGAGGCCGGGUGCGACCUUAUCUUUCUCAUGGUGCUAUCCCUGGUGCUACUGGGGUAUGCGAGCCUCUCCAUUCCCCACACCAGAAUGGGGUAUGUUGGGGGAUUGGAAGCACUUGAACUUUUUAUUUUAUUAAAAACCUUGUUAUAAGCAGUA